UGCUUCUGCUGUUACAGUCAACCUGAACUGAUGUGAUGUCGUGCCCGGGUCCCUGGAUCCAAACCUAGUGUACGUGUAGGAUAGAUAGCGUUGCGACCCGAAGCGCCUCGGGACCAACUGUAUCGACAUUCCUCCACUAAACAUCCCAAUUACCAGACCUCAGAGCCACUUGGCUGUUCCUCAUCAUGCCCGUCAAGUUUGCCAUCAGCUCUGGCGCUCUGUCACUGGCGCUACUGCUCUUUGGUCAUGGCCACCUCGCCAAGGCAACAACUGACAUUUCUUAUAUUUACUUUGACAAUACACAAUAUCUUGCCGCCGCGUACAAUGUCGUCCAGAUGUCGUGGUCCACAUUACAAGCCGCCUUUGCAAGCCCCAACCGCUCGGACAUUGCCAGUUUCACCGGUCUGGACUGGACAAAGCCGUACCCCGGGAGUCCCCUAUCAGGCUUCACUGCCCAUUUGCGGAUAGCGGACGAGGUGCGUUUCCCGCCCGCUGUGACGGACGAGAAUGUCACAACCAACGUGGCAGCUCUCAAUUUCGGCAUUCCACCUUCCAUGAGGAAGGAAAAUGGCCUCCCCAAGAGCAUGCAUUCCUCGUGGUAUGUCUGUCAACACUAUUACAUCAGCACGCUGCCUGACCCAACAUCGGAUAUUGCGCACGACUGUUCCUUUCUGCCCAGCCAAUGUCAGAAAGACUUGAAAGCCAGCUUGACUCAGAACUGGGGAGCAUUCAAGAGCGAUCCCGAGAGCGGUACCAUGUGCAGCGGAUGGGCCCUUGACACCAUCACGGAAAGCUGCCAAACCACGCUGGGAAGGGUUACAGCAGAUGUUCUGGGUUGCGAGGCGUCCGAUCUCGACGAUGAUGAUGCAGCCAGAAGUUUCGCGGUGGAUGAAGUCGGACGUUUAUCGUGGAUGGUUGGCACCAAUUUCAACGACCCAAACAACCAGACAUCGUAUUAUGCUGCAUCCAACAGAACCUACAUUGUUGCUACUGUGUUUGGGUACAAUUCUGGGUAUGCUGGUUCGGUCCAGCCAGUGGUAGAGCUUGCUUGUCUUCGACCCCAGUGGGGGACGACCCAGGCCACUUCUUCUUCUUCUUCUUCUUCUUCUUCUUCUUCUUCUUCUUCUUCUUCUUCUUCUUCUUCUUCUUCUUCUUCUUCUUCUUCUUCUUUUACCUCGACACCGUCGGACCCAUCUUCAAUGACCUCAACGACCUCUUCCUCCUCCGCCAUCUCUGGGUCUAGUACGGCUGCGUCUUCAGCUGCUCGGACAUCAUCGUCGUCACUGAUCACUGACUUCAAGCAAAAUAACUACUUCCACUGCAUUGCCCUCCUCCACUAUGCACUGCACAGCUGUGAUUACGACCACUGCCUCGAUUCUGCCUGUAUUUGCACCCGUUCCGCGGCGGUAGCAGUUGCGGCACCAACCCAACUGGAGACAACCAGAGCCCUACCAACUCGGACUAUGCAUAUUAUGUUGAUAUGUCUUUGCGAGACCUCUGCGGACAAACGCUAUGCUAGGGCACGCAAUGCCCGGCUUAUCAUGAGCAACGAGGUCCCGGAUAUGGCGACGGAUGAUGUCAAGCCCUACUGUUUCUGGCACCCCGACACUGCCAGAGAAGAGACAUACCGACGUUUGGCAAAGCGCUAUCCCGACAUGGCAUAUACCGUUGGUCGGGCAUGCGCUGUGGCGGGAUAUGACGGAUUGUAUCAUGAACUUGACAUCCUUCCCGAUGUCUCUAUCGCUGAAGAGGCUAGAGAUAACUCGGCGGCAAAAGCGGGAUCCAAGGCCAUCUUUGAGCACAUCAUGAAACAACCAGUUUGCUACGCCGUUUUGGACGAUUACACCAGGUCUGUCCACCACAAAAACCCACGGUCACCGGCCUUUAUGAACGGAGAUACCGCCGUCCGAUCAACACUGAAUGGGACAGUCGCCCCGGAGGACAUGGAUGAUGAUAGCGGGCUUGUCCCGGAUGUCGGCUCUUUCGACAUCGACGAGGACGGCCACGUUGCCGAGGCCUCGACACACGCAUCGUCCUUCCCGUCACAAGGAACGCUGCCUGCAGAACACGUCGGACUGCUUUAUACGCCUCUGCCCUUGCAUCUGCCCACCAUCAUCAAAGAUCCGUUGAUCGUUAUGGCGGCUUAUGAAGGGAACCUGGACCGCUAUCUUCGCUUGCGUCGGCCCCAUAUGGUCGAGCAAGAGCAUGGAGCCGUCCUUCGCGGCAUAUACCACAACACUACCUUCGCCAAGUGGUGGUCGCUUCAGGCACGGGAGGAGUGGGAUUUUGAUAUCCGAGCGGCCACUCUCGCACGCUUCAUCAUGGUCAAUGACUUGUCGCACAUCACCGAAACAGAUCCACAUCCAGAAAAGGAGUUUCACGAGAUACCUGGAAUGAUAUGGUGGCCCCUUAUUCCUGCCGAGGAAACGCUGGCAGUCCUCGCCAAACGUCGUCCGGAUAUGCACCUUCAAGUAGCCAUGGCCUGCAUUGCCGGCAACUACAAGGAGUUGUGGGACAAGUUGGCACCCAAGCCGUCCAGACAGCUGUAUGAACAGGCUUCGCUAUGCCACGAUGCUAGCGUUCGCAACCACUUUGUCGACUAUCUCGAGCGUCGUGCUUCUGAGCUUGGAUUGGACGUCAAGGCCCUUAAGGAGGUGUACGGACUUCCUGCUCACGACUGGUGCUGGAAUGCGGCGAGACUCGACAAGGAGCCCACUAGCUGCUGGUUGCCCAGUGAGAUUAGCAUACCGGGGCAAAGCGGCCAUACUGACACGGACAAUGUCUACGGAACUCCCGACCAGACCAAUUUGGCUGAGUGGGAUUCCAACUGGGAACUCCAUAUAUGUUCAUCAGAGGAGCUGAGGGCCAAAAUACCGGCUUCGGAGUCUGGCAUUUGGCUGUACAGUAAAAACCCCCAUUCCGACUGGGCAAAAAUGUUUCCAAACGAGUAACACCCCCUGUAAUUGCAGCAAUAUCACGGACCCCUUUUAGGAGAAUAGUGAAUACCAAUAUGAUCAUAUACCUACUUUUCAAGUUUUGGGCUUCUUUUGUGCUUGUAGUCUUCAAUUACAGGGAAGUGUCGUAGUCAG
Messenger RNA from Neurospora tetraspora, 3089 nucleotides. RefSeq lists its product as uncharacterized. The record is from RefSeq and is a predicted model, not a curated record. The transcript has 5 exons. The coding region runs from base 186 to 2951 and encodes 921 amino acids. NCBI's taxonomy places the organism in Eukaryota, Fungi, Ascomycota, Sordariomycetes, Sordariales, Sordariaceae.